Molecule: messenger RNA, 561 nt
Organism: Closterium sp. NIES-65
Lineage: Eukaryota; Viridiplantae; Streptophyta; Zygnematophyceae; Desmidiales; Closteriaceae
Source: the annotation of a GenBank genome assembly
AUGGCUACCCCCAGUGUCCUUACCUUUGAUACUGACGGUCGUGCUGUUGACUUUGAGGUCUGGGUCGAUGAUCUCCAGCUGUUCUUACAGUGCGAUAGGGCAGACGAACUUUCCCUGUUCGAUCUCACCUCUGGUGUCUCUCCUGGCCCGCCUGCUACUGCUGACAGUACUGAUCGCUCGCAGUGGGCCAAGCGCGAUGUUGAUGCACGUCUUACUGGGUGUUCUCCCUCCCCCCUCUUGCCCUCUGUUGCUUCUGCUGCUACGGCCGACCUCGUUGGCUUCGAGUCGGUCGGCGCUGCGUCUGCCCCUAGCGCGAAGCGCCGCACCGGCAAGGGCAAGGGGGGCAAGGGCGUUGGGGGGGCUAGUGGGGGCGGUGGAGGUGGUGGUGGAGGCAGUGGAGGGGGUGGGGGUGGUGGUGGGUGUGGUGGCGAGGGCGGAGGUGUCGGUGGCAGCAGUGGAGGCGGAGGAGGCGGCGGUGGUGUCGGAGGGAGCGGAGGCGGCGGAGGUGGUGGAGGUGGCGGAGGUAGUGUCGCGGUUUAUGUAGCCAGGAGGGCCGCAUAG